This is a messenger RNA of Tarenaya hassleriana, 625 nucleotides long. RefSeq lists its product as uncharacterized. Bases 133 to 423 code for a protein of 96 amino acids. The transcript has a single exon. Gene Ontology annotation, cellular component: nucleus; cytoplasm. NCBI's taxonomy places the organism in Eukaryota, Viridiplantae, Streptophyta, Magnoliopsida, Brassicales, Cleomaceae. The record is from RefSeq and is a predicted model, not a curated record.
CACACAUAUAUAUAUUUGUGCUUAUAUAAGUAUUUCACAUCCACAAUAAACCAGAGAAACCACCUGUUGCGCCCAUUUUCUCUCUCAGAUUUCUCUAAACCACCACAUAAAGCACCUUCUUGUUCCAUGCCCAUGUCGUCGUCGUCAUCCCCGCCGUCGAAAACCAGAAACUCCGGCGCCGGAAACCGUCGGGCUCCGAGCCGGCUUCAGAGACGAGCUCCGCCGUUGAAGAUCACUCCGGCGACGGCGAGUGCCUGGAACGCGGCCAUCCCUCUCCUCUCGCCGCUCGCCGGCUCCCCGACGCCGUCCUCUCCGGCGGGCGCUGCGGCGGAGCAGAUGCCGGUGUUCAAGAAGUGGCAGCAUCCUGCGGCGCCGUUCUGUUACGAUACGGCGUCGUUUGGUCCGCCGUUUGUUCCCGUUUGAAAGAUUUAUAAGAUCUAACGGUUCAGAGUACAGUUUGGGUUAUUAAUGCUAACAUUUCGCGUGUAUCUAACGGCCAAGCGAGCGCGUAGAGUGCGCGUGUAACUUUUCGUACAUCCGUGACAACGUAUAUUUUCUUCUUCUUCUUCUUCUUUUUUACCUGUUUUCUGCUUUAACUUUAAGAAUAAUUAACAGUGCUGGGUUU